Messenger RNA from Ichthyophthirius multifiliis, 1394 nucleotides. RefSeq lists its product as hypothetical. The transcript has 6 exons. The record is from RefSeq and is a predicted model, not a curated record. NCBI's taxonomy places the organism in Eukaryota, Ciliophora, Oligohymenophorea, Hymenostomatida.
AUGGAUGAGGAAAUAAAUUUUGAAAAGUAAUAAAUUAAAAAAAACUAUAAUAGCAUAAAUAAUGAAUAAAUUAUUAUAAACAGAUGUUCUGAUUAAUUUUUUUAAGAAAAUGGUUAAAAUCAAGAAGAUUAAUAAAAUUAAUUUAAUUUAACAUAUUAUUAUUCAUCAUUUAAGCUUUUUGAUAAUUAAGAUGCAGAAUAUUUGAAAUAUCGUAGAUUUAUAACAAAGCUUUAGCAUUAUUUAGGACCAGAUUGGGUUUUAUAUGCAAAUUAAAUGAUUUAUAAAGAAUACGAAAAUGGAUAAAGAAUAUAUUUAGAUAAUUAAAUAGUUUUUGAGGUAUUAUUAGAAAUAUGGUUAUAAAUGAGAAGAGAGUUUGUUAUAGAAUAAACAAAAUGUAAAAUGGAAGAAGAUUAGCAAUAAAAUGAAACUUAUCAAAAUAAUCUAUAAGAAAUAAAUUUCACUAUGAAUUAGGAAAAAGAAAAUCUUGAAAAAUUUAGUUAAAAAUUUUAAUAUUUUAUAGUCAAUGAAAAAAUAGAUGAAAUGACUUAUAAACCAGUUUUAUAAGGAUUUUUUUGAGUGCUAUUGAAACAUGGAAUUAUAUUUUGCGAAAUCCUUUAAAAAAUCGAUAAAGAUCUGAUUCAUUUAAAUAAGUUUUAGAUGAUUAUACAUAAAAAAUAAUAAAACCUAUUAUGUGUGUCUCUUAAAAAAUAACAGGAUAUUUCGGAAACUAAAGACAGAAAUAGCCUAAUCAUAUAGAAAUGAAUGAAAGCUAAUUUAGAGCGUUUACAAACUUUAAAAAAAUAUUAAUAAUGAAGAAUUUUUACUUGAAAAAAUGAAAGAAUUAUCUUUGAAUGAAUCAAGUUCACAAGAAGAGGCCAAAUAAAAUAAUAAUAAUUAAUAUGAAGAAAAACAAGGACCAGUAAUAUUGAGAAAAAUUUCAACUACUGCUGAAAAAGCAUUAAAUGGUGCAGUGGUAAAAUUUGCUUAAAAUUAUGUUCAAAAUAUAGUUUCAAAUACUGAAAAAAAAUGGUCAGUAGCUAGAGGAUUUGUUACAAAUAUUAUAGAAUUAAAUUAUAAUAAUAUAUAAGAAUAUGCAAAUAACAUGAAAAUAAGAUUCUUGUAACCAGCAUAAGAAUUUUAUAAUUAGCUUAUGGAAACAUAUAUACUAUUCAAAUCCAAUAAUUAUAAUAAUAUUCAGUUCUCUGAUUUUUUAGAAAAAGUUAAGUAAAGCUUUGGAAGCAAAUGGAAUGAAAGCCUAAUUAUACCUACCCAAGUAUUUUUCUAAACUUUAAUUUUAUAAUGGAAUUUAAUAUUAGAAGAAAAUCAAAAUUAAAAUAAUGAUGAUGACACAAUUAUAAGAAUGUUUGUUUAAAGAGUGAGAAGUAAAAUGGCAG